UCAGUGCAUAUGACAGCGAGGGUUGUUGUCAACAUGAAAGGUGAAACGCAAAACAAUAAAAUGCUGUGAACGGGAGAAAUCGACCAUAUAUCAACAAAACAAGAAUUAUUUGGAUUUAGCUGUCAACUAUCUGUUUAGUUAUGGAGAGUAUACACUGAACCGCAGAUGAAUGUAUAUUUUGUUUACACAUCCAAAGUGCUUUUGGAUCUGUUGUUAGCUAGAAAGCUAACGUUAGCUAGCUAGCUAACUCCAGCUAACUAGCUAGCCGGCGAUGUGUUUGUGAUUUGGUUGGCUAGCUAGCUAGCUAGUUAGCUGAUUGUUUCGAGUUGUUUUAUGGAGCUAGCUAGCCUGCGUGUUACACAACUAGUAGCUAGUUUGUCAUUGCUGUGACUAUAGGUUAGCUAACAAGCUAACUAACCAGUGGUGCUACAUUGUUAGCUAGCUAGCUAGCCUCAAGGUUUACAGGAUGAGUAACGUUAGCAGUCGAAAACGCCAGCAUUUUAAAGGAGCCGAAGUGAGCUGCAGUGUCAAAUACUUCUUGUUUGGAUUUAACAUCAUAUUCUGGUUACUAGGAGCAGCCUUCCUGACCAUAGGGCUGUGGGCAUGGGCCGAGAAGGGGGUGCUCUCCAACAUGGCGUCCAUAACAGACCUGGGAGGCUUCGACCCUGUGUGGCUGUUCAUCGUAGUGGGAGGAGUCAUGUUCAUCCUGGGAUUCGCUGGCUGCAUCGGAGCGCUACGGGAAAACACCUUGCUGCUCAAAUUUUUCUCAGUGUUCCUGGGUCUGAUCUUCUUCUUAGAGCUGACAGCAGGCAUCCUGACCUUUGUGUUUAAAGACUGGAUCAAAGACCAGCUCAACUUCUUCAUCAACAACAACGUCAAGGCCUACCGCGACGACAUCGACCUGCAGAACCUCAUAGACUUCACACAGGAAUAUUGGUCGUGCUGUGGAGCCCACGGUCCUAAUGACUGGAACCUGAAUAUCUACUUCAACUGCACUGAGUUUAACCCCAGUAGAGAGCGCUGUGGAGUCCCUUUCUCCUGCUGUGUCAAAGACCCUGCCGAAGAUGUCCUUAACACGCAGUGUGGCUACGACGUGAGACUUCAAGGGGAGUUGGACCAGCAAAAGUACAUCUACACCAAGGGUUGUGUGGGCCAGUUCGAGAGAUGGCUUCAGGACAACCUGAUCAUUGUAGCUGGGGUCUUUGUGGGCAUUGCACUUUUACAGAUAUUUGGGAUCUGCCUGGCUCAGAACCUGGUGAGUGACGUCAAGGCUGUGAAGGCCAACUGGUGACGCCAGGACCCUGGGGGAGUACUCUGACCUUUUGACCCCAACAUCCAACUCACCUCCCGCAGAACCGCUCAGAGGCUGAGAGGUGAAAACACAAAGAGCUGUUUACCUCUGAUCCUGCAAGGCUCGGGAACUACCACACACACACACACACACACACACACUGUUAAUUGCCAAGCUGUGCUGGGGACAUACACAAGAACACAUGGACACACGGGACUCCUGUGGAUGUGUAGCUCAGCUGAUCUGAAGAACUGGGGAGAUGAAUAGAAAUAGAAAUAAAUAAAUAAAUAGAUAGGGGACCUGGAUCAAAGCUGAUGAGAGGAGAGAUACAACUGUCUUCUUUUAUUCUGUCACCCAUCAGUCUAUAUCACCUGGUAUCUCCUCAACCCUACUACCACUAGGAUAUCAAACUCCCCUUCAGAAAGGCCUUCCAGGGCUGGUUGUUAGAUACCUACUAACCCACUUUUACAGCCUUUCUGUCUUCUGUACAGUACAGAUGCUAUACUGCUGUCUGACCUACUGGCCGGCUGACAGGAUGGCAUUUCUUCCCUAUUAUUCUUUUUGUCUGUCUGUCGAUGUUUUGAGUUUAAUCAAGCAGACAGACGGGUGGAGAGAUGAUGUUGUUUCUCUCUCAGCAUCUCUGAAGCUCGGGGCCUUUUACUUGGAUCUAAACUUUAACCUUCUACUGACCUUGAGUCUAUGUUAUACUGUGUUUAUUCUUCUGGUCUCCCACCACUACCUUUUGGAAGCUUUAAUUACAUUACACCUGUCUGAUCUGGCUGAUCUCGCUGAUCUGUCUGAUAUGGUUGAUCUGUCUGAUAUGGUUGAUCUGUCUGAU
Messenger RNA from Coregonus clupeaformis (lake whitefish), 2129 nucleotides. RefSeq names its product tetraspanin-17. NCBI's taxonomy places the organism in Eukaryota, Metazoa, Chordata, Actinopteri, Salmoniformes, Salmonidae. The record is from RefSeq and is a predicted model, not a curated record. Gene Ontology annotation, cellular component: membrane. Gene Ontology annotation, biological process: protein localization to plasma membrane; protein maturation; regulation of vascular endothelial growth factor signaling pathway. Bases 467 to 1291 code for a protein of 274 amino acids. The transcript is spliced from 8 exons.